Messenger RNA from Sitodiplosis mosellana (orange wheat blossom midge), 6664 nucleotides. Its product is annotated as longitudinals lacking protein, isoforms A/B/D/L-like. Gene Ontology annotation, cellular component: nucleus. Gene Ontology annotation, molecular function: protein binding. Gene Ontology annotation, biological process: regulation of transcription by RNA polymerase II. NCBI's taxonomy places the organism in Eukaryota, Metazoa, Arthropoda, Insecta, Diptera, Cecidomyiidae. The transcript is spliced from 9 exons. The record is from RefSeq and is a predicted model, not a curated record. The coding region runs from base 1381 to 3666 and encodes 761 amino acids.
UUCGCAGAGUGCUGUCGCACUUUGUGUAGCUGUUUACGGCUGCUGCUACUGUUUAUGAUGAUGUUCAUGCAUACGAAGUAGAAGAGAGAAAAAAGUAAACAACUUUACAGAAUUUUCUGCGCAUAAAUAAUUGUAUGUGACUUUAUCUAAUGAACACAUUUAGUGUUCUCUGAUUCUUAAUAUCAUUAUUUUAUUGUUGUUGUUGUUGUUGUUGUUGUUAUUUUUUGUUUCAUUUCUGGUCUGCCUUCGGCUUUCAACAUGGUAUUCGAGCAUCAGCUCAUUUUCAUUCUCAUUCGCAUUACUUUGCCGAUUCCGAUUAAUUUAUGACAUUAUCAUAAAAACUAAAAACUUACGACGCGAACGGCGGUGCAACAACAUUUAUUCUGCAAUCACGUACGUUGUGUGUGGAAAUACGAACGAACGAUUGAAAUUAAUGAACAAAGAGAGCGAAAACAAGACAUAAAGAUCGCCCACUCACAAAAAUGUUCAUUCGCUUUUUCCAUAAGCGUAACAUGCUCAUGCCAAGAGCACGAACAAAAUUUUGUGUUGUUCUUGUUGUUGUUGUUGUUGUUGUUGUUGUUGUUGUUGUUGCUGCUGCUGUUGCUAUUUUUUUAUUCUCUUCUCCCGUUCAUUUUAUUCUUCGUUUUAGUUAAACAAAUAGAAAGAGACCCAAAGAGACGCGAUAUUAUUUUGAAACACACACAGAGUGUAUGUACUCUUUUAUUUGGAGUGAUAUUUCAACAGAGUUAUAAAAAACAAGGGGCAAUAAAUGCAUUAGGCGGAGAAUUCAAGCACACUCAGCACAACUCACAGCAAGAGAAAGCAAAGCCAAACUAAAGCAAAAGCAAAAGCAAAAAAAAAAAAACAAAUGAAGAGUGAAAGAGAUGAAGCGUUUUAUCGAAUAAACGAACGAAUGAGUAUGAACGACAAAGAAGGGAAAGAAAAAUUGGUAGAAGAUCGGCUUGUGCCGAACGCAGCUGAAAACUACUGCGAACAUAAACCGAUGAGUGAGAGAAAGCGAAUGUAUGUGUGCGAAAUAUGUGUUGAGUACGGCGGGAGAGUGAGAACGAGAGGAAAUGAGAAUGGGCGAGAGAGUAUGAGUGAACAUUUUGGCCAUUACCUACCUAUACCGAUGGUAAUUUGCACAAUCACAUUCAGAGUCGAUCAGAUAUUGGAGCGUAGCGUUUGUUAGUGCGAUUGUGAUAUUUUUUGCUUUCAAAAUAUCAAAAAGGAAGUGAACGAACCAAACGCAAAACAGUGUGGUUUAUUUUAUCAACUUCUUUUUCUUCUAUACACGAUACAUAAAAUCAAAGUAUAGGCAACGGGAUAAAACAUUUUAACCGCAAAAUUGUUGUUGGAUCAUCACGAAUAACCAACAAAAUGGAUGAUGAUCAACAGUUUUGUCUGCGGUGGAACAAUCACCAGAGCACGCUGAUCAGUGUGUUCGACACCCUUCUGGAAAAUGGUACAUUAGUUGACUGUACAUUAGCCGCCGAAGGAAAGUUUUUGAAAGCACAUAAGGUGGUUUUAUGUGCGUGUAGUCCAUACUUUGCGUCACUCCUUUCGCAACAAUACGACAAACAUCCGAUUUUUAUCCUGAAGGAUGUGAAAUUCCAAGAGCUUCGGGCCAUGAUGGACUAUAUGUAUCGUGGCGAAGUGAAUAUCUCGCAAGAUCAGCUGGCCGCACUGUUGAAAGCAGCCGAAUCGUUGCAAAUCAAAGGUCUAUCGGAUAAUCGAAGUGGAUCGUCAGCCAAGGGUGGUGACAGUGCACAACAACAACAACAACAGAAACAGCAAGUACCUGUAAGCGGUGGUGCAGCUGGUUCAGCUGCCAAAACGGGUUUGACCAUUGAACAAAACAACAAAAGACCAAAUGCGGAAUUGCCUGGAGAUCGAGAAGGUUCCACUAGUCCAUUGUCACGUAAACGAAAACGAGUUCGUCGUCGCAGCGUCGAUACAAAUAAUGCGGCCACCACCAUCGACAACCACGAUCAAAUGUCGAAUUCAUCAUCACAAUCGGCCACACAACAAGCGCAACCGAUUACAAGCACACCGUUAACGCUAUCACAAAUUACCACAGCUACCUCUGCCGCAAAUGUAUUGAACGUUACCAAAAAGACUGACAACCAUUCAAAUGACGACGAUGAUGAUGAUGACGAAGAAGAGGAAGAGGAAGAACCAACAAUCGUUCGGCACAAAACUCGUAACACAGAUGGCUCGAAUAAGGACAAGAUCGAAACGGAAUUGUUAAUUGAACCAAAAAGUGAAUACGAAGAUGGUAACGAUGAAGCCGUUGAAGAUCUAACAAUGGCUGACGAAGAUCUAAUGGACGACAUGGAACAGGCGGGACCGAGUCACGGUGGCGAAGGUUCUAGUCAAGGCUACGCUCAAUGGCAAGUGGAUCGAUCUCAGGAUGAUGUUUAUUUGGCAACACAAGAAUCAGUUGGUCAACAUCGAGAUGCUCAAGGUUCAGUUAAGAAAAAGUCAAAAGUAUCAGUGGGAUCGGUAGGAGCAGUGGCUUGCACACCGAAGACACCGAACACCACACCAGCUGCUAUAACAACGAUUACACCGACAGCGAUUUCGAUUCCAAUCGGAACGAUCCAAAGCGCAACAGUAGCAUCAGCAUCAGCAGCAGCAGCAGCGGCGACAGCGGAGGCGAAAAAGGAUGAAAUGGAUCUCGCGACCAAAGUUAAUAAUAUUGUUGUUGCAAGCAAUGCAUUGCCCCAUGUGUCAACAAUUUCAUCAGUUGCCUCCUCGUCGUCAUUAUCAUCAUCAGCAUCUCACACAUUGUCAUCGGCCAUCCUAACAUCAUCCAAUAUGACUGCUGUGGCAACAAACAACAAUCAAUCGUAUCAAUUGCUAUUCGCUACCGUGCCAAAGACAUCGCAUCCGCGCAUCAAAUACUCUGGAUUGAAAAAAAACGACGAUAUCGCACCGUUGAUUGUGGAAGCUGUGUUGCCGGCUAACGCAUCCAAUCUUUCAGCGAACACAUCCAAUAUUUUGGAUAUAUCCGGAAUAACGCCCAUCAUGACGGCACCGUUGCAACAAUUAUCCACCAUUACAAUUCCAUCCCAGAAGAAUUCACAAAUCAUCAAUAUCAGCAGCAAUGAUCUGAGUCCAGCCAUUAAAUAUGCCGACAUCGAUGAUAUUGAACUACCGGAUGGAACGAAAAUCGGUUAUCCAACCGAAAGUGAAAUAAAACGUUUGCAACAGCACCAUCCGCAACAAGAAUCGGUUAACGAUUCAUCAUCCUACACAUCAAAUUUGGCAGAGAAGUACUCAAUUUUGGCAGCGACAGCAUUGAAAAAUUUCGACAUUUCGUUGAAUGAAAGUGCAUCGCUAAGCCAAAGCAACGGUACCAUCAUUACAAGCAAUGGAUCGAUUAACGAAGUGCGUUCGAUCAUGGUAUCCGGCUCAGCGAAUGAGUCAACCGAUGGUGAUGGUGGCGAAGAACUCUUUGCUUGUCGUCAUUGCGGCAAAAAGUAUCGAUGGAAGUCUACAUUGCGACGUCAUGAAAACGACGAAUGUGGUGAUAAAGAGCCAUCACAUCAAUGUCCAUAUUGUCCAUACAAAGCCAAACAACGCGGCAACCUCGGUGUGCAUGUUCGUAAACACCAUUCGAACAUGCCGCAAUUAGAAAGCCGCCGAAAACGAAAGACUUAACUUACGAAUAACACACACACUACUUAGCGUGAAUAAUUUCGUUUUUUUUUUUUUAAAUUUAAACAAACCAAUUUUCGCUGAAUAGUCGUGAAUGCGACACACACACAUACACACAAGAUUUCGCCAUAUAACAAAGGAGGACAUAUAAAAAACAUUCGCAAAUUCUCGAAUAGCACAAAAAACUGAUCACAAUUCAAAUCAAUUCUAUUAUUUUUUUGGAUUUUCUUAUUUAUGUGAAACUAAUGAGCCAAAGUUGACACUGGAUGCUGGCAUACAAUCGCAUUGUUGCCCUUGUGUCAUUGCCGGUGCAUUGAAUUAAGUUAUAUAUACAUAUAUAUUUAACGUUUGCGUUUAAACAAAUCAACAAAAUGAAAAAAAAAAAAAAAAAACUGAACAAAAUACAAAUGCGGAAAACAAAGUGAAAUGCAAACGAAAAUCGAAAUUUAAAAGUCUGUAUAUAAAUUGCAACCAAAUUUUGAUAAAAUGAUAGAGUUUAUGAAUUUUGAGAUAGUUCAACACAAACAUAUAUAUUUUUCGAGUCAAACAAAUUUUAUUUUCUAAUCGUCGGAAAAGAAAGCAAAACGAAACGAAAACACGGGAUUGAAUUUUAUUUUUGUGAAAUUGAACAUGCAGACGCGCGUACGCAAUGGGUGACCCACCGUAUUGGUGAACUCGGCGUUAUGUCUUGCAUGCUUGCAUACGAAAGAAUGUGCUUUUUGAUCCUAACGCGCGCGCACCAACACAAAUAAACUACUACGAUUCAGUGCUUCGAAAAUAUUUGAUGUAGUUUAAGUUAGAAUUUACUGUUUUUAUACGGAAUUACAAGCAUUUUCGUUUCUUCCUUAUUAAUCGUGGAAAUCAAAGCGAUAACGAGGUGAAGCUUUUUUUUAAAAAGAAAUUUGUACAAUGAAUAAGAUCUCGUCAUCAACAACGUGCACGAGUGCCAAACCAAAAUACUGAAUGAACUUCGUACACUUCCAAGUCGUUCGUGUCAUCCGUUCUAGUUCAAGUCACGAUCGAAUUCAAGCGAGAAAAAAAAGAAUGAUUGAACGGUUGAAAAUGAGAGAUUUUUACAAAAUGGAAAUGACAUCCAAUUUUAGAUAGACAUACAAUCAACUACUUAAAAACGAAUGUCAAUCCGAUAUUUUUGUGAUCUCUAAACUAUAAACUCAAACAAGUGGUUAUCACAUCCCAAAGAUUUUAAAUUGACGAAUUUGCUUAUAAGUGCGAAUGGUUACGGCCAAACACACGCUUACAUACAAUAUACACUUACACUUAAUUAAUUAUUCACUUAUAUUUAAUUAUGGUUUGUUGAGAGAGAAAAAAAACAAUGAUUGAAAGAACAAACAUUAUAGAACGUUCUCAUCGUUUGCAUUUAAUGAUCUUAUGUUUAUCGGACUUAUCACUAUUUUAUACUAAUACACAUGGCCAUGGACUUUGAAGGAUUACGCGGAUAGACAAUUCCUUAGAAAACCCAGACAAUGAAAUUGACUGCAUUUUCAGUUAAGAUUAUCCUAAAUAUCUGACUGUGUUUGGUAUAUUUCGACUUUAUGAUUUGGCAAUUUUUGGAGUUCCAAUCAAAACGUACCGAACAGCCCGCUAUUUACAACAUUUUCGCCUUAAAAUCCAAUUAAUUUCUUUUUCUGAAACAAAUCGUAUGCCAUUCAAGACAUUUUCUGGUUCUACUUCUGACUUUAUUAUAUCACUUUAAAUUUAAAUUAGAGAUAGUUUAGAUGAGGACGGUAUAUUUGGCCGUUUGUGCAAGAUCCCGAAUAAUUUAAAAUCAAACAUGAAACUGUUUUGCAUAUCUGCAGACAAUUACAUCGAUUUACCUUGACAGUAGAUCGAUGUGCAUUGAACCGACAUUUAAAAAAGAAGAAGAACAAAAAAGGCAAUAAAUCAAUCAAGUAUCUCCCAGUUUGCUAAUGAUAGCCGUGCAUGUCGUUCCCCGCCUUCCAUAGUGUUUUUUUUCUUCGAUUAAAAAGAGGAACGACAUUCAAUUAUUUCAAUUCAAUGAAUGAUAUUAUUUUAGAGCAACACAUGUUACAAUAUAAAUUUAUUUCUAUGCGUAAUUGAGCAUUUCCUUACAAUUUAUGAUAUAUUUGUGUAUUAUGUGUGCUUCAAUUUAGUGAGAAUUUUGAUUUCUCUUUACAAUUUUAGAGCGUUUUCUUUCCUUUUUUUAAUCGAAUUAUUCAUAUUUCGAUCAAAAUUUCGGCUACAUCCAAAAGUUGACACACGAAAAGUGCCAAUCGAAGAUUUUUUUUUUUGAAAUAGUCAAAAAACGUCGAACCUCAAUUUCGUUGUCAUGAAAUCUUUUGAAUUGCCAACACAAUCAGCAGCUCAUGAAUUCUUAUGAUUUCAACAACAAAGAGAUAACAUUUAAUUUAAGAUAAUUGUAUCUUUAUUAUCCUUACUUCUAGAUUAUUAUAUUAUGUACCAAGUGACAAAUAUUUUUUGUACUUUUUCCCACCCACAUUUUGGCCAUAAACCAUUCGUAUACGUUUUUAUUUUCAUAUCAUGAAUCAACAUACAGAUUUCAUACAUGCAAAAGAUUGAGCGGUUCUUUACAUAAAUCCAUUUUAGCAGUGCAUGCGACUUCUCAUUGCUCUCCAUACAAAACUGAUAAUGCAUUUUGUUUUUUUUUUUUUGUUUCUAGUCAAGCUAAAUAAGUAAAUAACCGAAUAUCACAAAGAAAAUUCCAUGUGUCUCAUAUGAAUCGAAUCCAUUCAGGUGAAUUACACAAAUUUGGUCGAUGAAUACACAAAUACACGUCUGAAGAGAAGCCCAUGUUUCAUAAUAUUCCACACUUCUCUCGAAUCCAUUAUACGUAUUUAAAAAAAGAAGUUUGACAUCUUACCAUUUUCCAAAUCAUCCCAGAAAUUAUAAGCGUUGACGAUUGUUGAUCAUUUUAAACUAUAGAAAUAGAGUUCACCAAAUAUAAAAAAUGGGAAAAACAAGAAAAAACAAAUAAUAGAUGAAAUACAAAGAAAAAAGAAAA